UUGGAAAUGGACUAAGAACGUUUUCCAGAAGCGAGUGCAUAGCUCCACCCACCUCAAGAUCUUAUAUAAAGAUUGUAUUAUACAGCAAUAAAUUAUUAAUGAUCUAAGUUAGAAUUUACCACAUCGAACAUAUACGAGCAGUAUUCUCAAGCGAGCCACAUGAACUACAUUCUGGAGGAACACGUGUUUUUGGCUGACAUUCCAUCGUACGAGGACUCUGCGUGGUGGAUCCAUGGGACGUGGUGAAUCGAAAUGGGCCAUCUAACUCUCUGCCGAAAUCCGCGCGCCAACUUCACCAGGGCCUUGAUAUCAGUGCUCAUCGUUGGCCAGCCAGCCAGCCAUGUUUGCGGCCUGCGGAGUUUGCCAGUAAUCGCAAAGCUCCUAUAUAAAUUCCCAGUCUACAGCUGAGCAAGGCGAACCUGCAUUGUUGUUCCACACCGCCAAAAUCUGAUGCAGCAUGUGCUCGCACAUAUCAUUGCGCGACAUCUUGUCCUCCAUACGACUAUCUGCACGCAAAUUACGACCGCAUGUAGAUGCAGCCACGCAGCCUACACAACUGAACCAGCUGCAUGAGGAUAAUACAAGCACGACACGUCAUUUUGACACUGACGCCCUACCCGCAUAUUCUGAGGAGGAUCAGGCCCCCCCCGCAGAGUAUGCAUGGAUCGACAUCCCGGCACAUAUGAAAGGUAACCAAAAGCACUUCCAUACGAUCUUGCUAUUGACAGAAGAGGAGAAAAGCCGAUAUGUGUUUCAAUGCGGCGGCAAUCAUGUGGAUCACGAAGAUGCUUGUAAGCUGUACAUAUCUGCACAGCUGGGAUUUCAAAUGUUUGCGAGCUUGAUAUUGCUCUUUCUGGGAAGUGCUUCGUGGGAGUGUCUUCAGCGACCUAUCCAGCUUAAGCUGCAGCUUUGGAAUAGUUUUCUCACACUUGACCCAAGCGCCGCCACUGCGCUCGCCGGCAUGACCUGUGUAACAGGUAUACUGCAGAAGGACUCGCUUGACUUUCAAGUCGUUCAAUAUUAUAUGCCAUUGUUGGAGAAUGUCAUGGAUGGCCUGUCUGAAGAAAGCUGGCAUGGAGAUACAGUGAAAGUGAGUGAUAGGUCAGAGAUAUACCGGACCGUGCAGAGAGCUUUGAACGAUAAACACAUGGCGGUGUGUGUACGCUAUGGCGGGGAUCUGAAAAAGGACCUGCAGAUUGCAGUGGAUGUCGCAAUGGGAAGCGCUGCUCAAAUGCGAACACAGGCGGAAAUGCCGAACCCUGCUGUACCUAUGUCUCUUAACUAGAUGGAGAUUAUAAAAUGUCGAACUCCGCACCCGUAAAUUCCAUAUCUCAGAACACUUUCC
Molecule: messenger RNA, 1345 nt
Organism: Verruconis gallopava
Lineage: Eukaryota; Fungi; Ascomycota; Dothideomycetes; Venturiales; Sympoventuriaceae
Exons: 2
Coding region: 458-1285 (275 amino acids)
Source: RefSeq, a predicted model, not a curated record